CUUUCCUCUUGCUUGUUCAACAAAAAAAGAAAGAGCAAGCCAGCAACUGGUAGCAUUUCAGAGAGGCAGGACCUGAACUAACGCAACCCUCCCCAGCUUCCUCUCUUAUGGAGCACGAUUGUAGAACCAAAGGAGGCUGAUGCUGUGAAGCCAAGAAAGCUGCCCGCCCGCUCGUAGGGGCGGGAGGCUCUUGCUGAGCUCUAAUCUUCCCAACAAAGAUCGCCUGUGACUUUUUCUGGCUGCUGCUUUAAAGCUAAGGGGUGAAAAGGGGGGGGGAGAAGACGGGCGGAGAAGACGAGAAAACAGAAAAGAAGUGAACUUUUGAGAGACUGGGAAAGGGGUCGAGAGAGGAGUGCGGGUUGCUCCGAACAGCACAGCGACCCCCGAGGAACGCGGGCGAGAUGAGGGUGUUUCUGGGCCCCUUGUGAGAUGUUUUUGCAGGCCCCCUUUCCCGCGUUGCAUCCUCAGCCUAUGUAGUGGCCAUGAACCGGCCGAUGGACCAGGAGAUGAUCGAGCUGAAGAACUUGGGGCUGGAGAAGCAGCUCGACCUGACGCGGGGCCCGCGAGGCACGUCUGAACGCCCCGUCCGGCUGGAGCGGGCCAACGCCCUGAGGAUUUCUCCGGGGAAAGUGCCCGAGAUCUUGAGCCGCGUGCGCCAGAUCCGACUCCUGGGAGGCCAGAGCGACCCCAAACUGACUGAGGAGCUGGGCGAGGGGCAUGUCUUCAAGCCCUGCGCCCAAAGCCAGUCGACCUGGUGUGAUCUGUGCGGGGAGUUCAUCUGGGGCGUGUACAAGAAGCGUCUGCAGUGCAUCCACUGUAAGUUCAUCUGUCAUUACCGAUGCCGCACCCUUAUCCGGCUAGACUGCAGUGGCCCCAGAUAUGAAGACAGUGAACAGAAUGAAGGCAACGAGCAGACAGUAGAAAAAGACACCAACGUGGAUGAACAGAUCGACUGGGACAAGCCAGUUCUGUCCCAAACUGAGAUUGAGCAAAGGAUAAAAGAAUACAACAGUCAGAUCAACAGCAACCUCUUCAUGAGCUUGAACAAAGAUGGUUCCUACACUGGUUUCAUCAAGGUGCAAUUAAAGCUAAUACGGCCUGUCUCAGUACCUGCCAAUAAGAAGGCGCCCUCUAUCCAGGACACCAGAAAGUGCUCCUCACGCAGCCAGGCAGUAAAGCGGCGCACCUCAUUCUACCUACCCAAGGACACAAUCAAGCACCUGCAUUUAAUUUCUUGUACACGUGCCAGUGAGGUCAUUGAAGCUCUGCUGAAGAAAUUCAUGGUAGUUGACAAUCCCCGCAAGUUUGCGCUCUUUGAGAGAACAGAAAAGGAUGACCAAGUAUAUCUCCGCAAGCUUUCUGAUGAGGAGCAGCCCCUGCGUCUCCGGCUACUAGCUGGCCCUAGUGAAAAAGUACUGAGCUUUGUCCUGAAGGAAAAUGAAACUGGAGAAGUCAAUUGGGAUGCCUUUAGUAUGCCUGAGCUACAGAACUUCCUGCGUAUCUUGCAGCGUGAAGAGGAGGAGCAUAUUCGACAGAUCCUGCAGAAAUAUUCCCAUUGCCGCCAAAAGAUGCAAGAGGCUCUGGCCACCCGCACACCAGGUUGAUGAGGUGCUCAAUCCCAGACCCAGCACUCCAGUAAAUAUAAGAUGCCAUAUACAGAGAAGUGGUGAAGCCAAGAAGACUACGAGUGAAGCGAUCCUGCGAUUGUGUGGGUUGAAUGUAUCUCUGGAGGGGCGUAGGGUGGGAAGGGACAACGGGUUUGUGAGACCAUGACUGGUGCAUGUGUGUGUGCUCUCCAUGGAGUGAGUGGUUAAUAGAGAUGUUGCAUGCAUGAUGCAAUGGGAUCAGUUGGGGAAGUAAGGAAGUGCCUGUGGGAUGUGUUUGAAGAUGAAAAUUUGAGUAGCCUUGCUACAGCAGCUACUUUCAAAGUGCCAGGGUGCUAAUGCCACUUUUAUACCUACAGUGUGUCCAAAUGAGGUUUAUGUGGACUUGGUGUAAAGAUCACUUGAGAUUUAACAUAAGCAAAAUAAAUCAAAGUGGCCUCAAACUCAGAUGUAUUCCCAAGAAGGGAGGUGGCCUUAGCAAGCACCUUCCUUCAAAAUUCCAUUUUUGUAUUUCUAUCAGAAUCAAACUUUGAAGGCCUAUGGAUUGAUCUAAUAUGUUCAAUCAUGUCUUUAUUUGUCGAGUUUGAUACCUGUGGCCAUACAAAACAAUGAAGAAAAAGUCUGUUGACUCCCAUCUCAGGUGGAUCUGAAUGGGAGUUAAGAGUAAUUGAACCAGAAUCAAAAAAUGCCAAAGGAUACUCUGAUUAGCAGAACCCAAAGAAAAGGCAGAGAUCCUGAUUAUUUUUCUGAUACACAGGAAAGGACAUGCAGACCAAAAUGCACCAUAAUUGCAAUACAAAUAGUAUCUAGAAAUGAUAUUUGGACUAUGGUUGAUUCCACAGAAAAAAGGACUAUAAAAACAAUACAAUAGAGUAUUAUGGUAAGAGCAGUGAUCAAGGACCCCUAAAUAAUCCAUGGAAGAAGGAAUAGAGAGACACUUUUUAUUGCCCAGACAGAAUUUAUUUGUUUCUAGUUAUUAAAAAUCUGAAAACCAGGGAUGUAACAUCAUCAGGAUUCAGGUUUCUCUACUGAAGGCAACCAUAGCUUUGGCCACCCUCCUUUAUAUGUUGCAAUCUCUCAUAGACAUGCAUGAGAGGCAUUGGUGUGUUUGAAAGGCAACCUUGACUUGGGCACAACCUGGCAGGAAAUAAAACUGUGUAGUAGUUGAACUUCAUUGGUGGAGGGGAUUUUUGGACUGCAAUAAGUGUUUUUAAAUUCCAAAACACUCUGAAACACUCUCCAGACCAGGUAUCCAAAGGAAAAUGGACCUCCGAGUCUUGGCUGACCCUUCUGGAGAGUAGUUUUUAAAAUCAGGACUGUCUGUUAUCUGUCUUGAGAAUCCAAUGGAUUAAAAACCUUGGGGGCUCAGGUUAUGAAUGGCGCUGCUUGUAUAAAAAUCAAUAAAAGAUUCAGGGGUGAGAAA
Molecule: messenger RNA, 3027 nt
Organism: Lacerta agilis (Sand lizard)
Lineage: Eukaryota; Metazoa; Chordata; Lepidosauria; Squamata; Lacertidae
Gene: RASSF1
Product: Ras association domain family member 1
Exons: 6
Coding region: 483-1604 (373 amino acids)
Biological process (GO): Ras protein signal transduction
Cellular component (GO): nucleus; microtubule cytoskeleton
Source: RefSeq, a predicted model, not a curated record